Cotesia glomerata is the source of this 12623-nucleotide messenger RNA. RefSeq names its product dynein axonemal heavy chain 2 (gene kl-2). The record is from RefSeq and is a predicted model, not a curated record. Gene Ontology annotation, molecular function: dynein light intermediate chain binding; dynein intermediate chain binding; ATP hydrolysis activity. Gene Ontology annotation, cellular component: dynein complex. The transcript is spliced from 52 exons. The coding region runs from base 116 to 12559 and encodes 4147 amino acids. Gene Ontology annotation, biological process: microtubule-based movement. NCBI's taxonomy places the organism in Eukaryota, Metazoa, Arthropoda, Insecta, Hymenoptera, Braconidae.
UAUACUGAGAGAUAAGUCAACAGAUGACUUAAGACGGGCAUAUUUGGACGCAGAGACCAGCGAUGAAGACCAGACUCCAAUUAAAAGCGAUAAGGAAACAGAAAGACCCAAGGAAAUGUCACUGAGAACGACUUACGACCGCGAGGAACUUAAAAAACUGAUUGGUUUUGUUAAAAAUAUGACAGCGUUAUCAAACCUCGAUGAAAAUUAUUGGAACGAUUCGGCAUCAGUUAUUGAAGAUAUAGAACUAUUUUUAACGAACACCCAUUUAAAAGUUUUAACUAUUUUUUUUAACAAAAAUAUUUUAACGAGUGACUUUAAUUUUACGAAUCUCAACCAUCACGCCGGAGAACUCGCGUAUUUUAUACGCAAAAAAGACCAAGCUUUUCACGCUGAUACUUUUCACGAGGAAAUUAUUUUCGGAACAAUUGACACCAGAAACAUAGAAGCGACAAUCAUUGCACUCACAAGCAAGGUUCUUGCACCGAUUUUUAUGAAUAUUUACUCGUGGAACAACAGGACUAAUUUACGGGGACUGAAUCACCAAAUAAAAAGCGCACAAGUUCAACACAUCCUGAACAUCCUAUCACAAGCAAACUCGGGUCAAUUGGAGCAGUUUGUGCUGCUGAAUAACGAGAUAGAGCUCCGCACAAAAGAAGCUGAGACAAACAUCGAGUUUUUGGAGCUAUUGAAAGGUCCUUGCGAGGACUUGAACGAAAUAACGAAACCCGAAGACCUUUUGGAGCUUCUGCCAAAAGUUUUACAUGUCUUCCGCUACAUCUGGCUCAACUCCACGUUCUACAGCGAGCGAGCCUAUCAUCUGAUGAAAAUGAUCAACAAUCAAGUGAUAAACCUGAAUCGCGGAUUCGUCAACCUGGACGACAUUUUCGAGCACAAGAAGACGCGCGAAGGGAUAGAAAUUCUCGAAAAGUGCAUUGGAGCAUGCGCAAAUUACAAAGAUCUCUAUUGGAAGGCAAUUUUAAUCAUAAAUCUAUUAGCUCGUUCGUGUGCUAUCAGAUAUAAGCAGACUCACAGCGGCUUAACAUCAAACACUUGGGAUUUGGAUGACAAAGAAGUUUUUCACUACGUUGAUAUCUUCGUCAAGAGAUGCAGAAAUCUUAUUGAAAUAUGCUACGCUAUGAUCGAUUUUGCCCAAUUGGAUGAAAAGGCGGAAACAAUCCGGGGAAUUUUCAGUGGAACGAAUGGCAAAGAAUAUGAGAGAGUUUGUAAUAAAAUAGAGAAACGUUUUUUGGUUUAUUUACAAACACUGAGACUUAAAGCUCCGAAGAUAUUAGACGUUGAAGAGCCCACCUGGCAUGACGACAUGUUCGCAUUCCAGAACGAGAUGAAGGACUUGGAGAUUACAAUCGAGAACCUCGUGAACCUCGUGUUCAGAGACAUGAAUAAUGUACAUCAAGGCAUUAGCAAUCUCGCCGGAUUUCAAAUUUACAUGAAUCGAAAGAGCUUGAAAACUUUUUUUGACUCAAUAAUAACCAAAAUCUGGCUCCUGUUUGCAAGCGACAUCCAAGCAGUGAAACAAGAGCUGGUGGAGGAGCGAAACGAGAGCCCGUCAAACACUCCAUAUUUUUCUGGACGGGCACUAAGCUUGAAGCUGAAAAGCAAGCGAUUAGAAGCGACUAGACAGCGGCUCUUGGAGACAAAAUGGGCUGGACAUUGCGGAAUUAGUUGUAAAGUGUGCCAUCAACAGGAGAUGUUGGUCGGUUCCAUCAGUGAAACGAUCUUUCGGCUCUAUCACGAGUGGAUGGAUGACAUCGGUGAUAAUCCAAAGAGCCGGUUGGAUCGAUACUUGAUGCGACGGAGCGACGAUAAGCCGGGACUGCUGGAGUCCAACCUCGAUCCAAACCUUGUGAAUUUAUGCCGCGAGGCGAACUAUUGGCAGAACCUAGGCUUCCAAAUUCCCAUUUACGUACAGAUGAUCUAUGAUAAGUGGGACACGCUACAGUUCGUUUCUGAGAGCGUCCUUAUGCUUGUCCGUGCAUACAAUAGGAUACUUGAUGCUCUUUCGCCCCAAGAGAAGGCUUUUUUUCGGCGCCAUAUUAAGAAUCUUGACGAAAAAAUUUACCCUGGAUUACGCAAGCUCACUUGGAACUCUGAUUUGAUUGAGGUUUACGUCAAAAAAUGCUACGAAUUUACUACUGAUUUAACUUUCGAACCUCCCCUCGACGAAAGCGCUCAAGUAAUAAGUAGUAUCUUCAAAACUCUUCUGGAACCUCUAAAAAGUGUCCUAAGAUUCCCCGAAAAAUUCAGUCUAGGCCGUUACGGAGUAUCCAGUCUCUGGCGAACAUUCAGAGAAGACGAUUCUCUUCUCCAUUUCCAAAAACUGCUUGACAAGGAAAUUGAAGUUUGUUUCAAUUUUAUUCAAGAUUAUCUAAAGACCUGGGAGCCGUUUCGCGACAUUUGGGAAGUUGACAAAAAUUCCUUUAUUGCAAGAAUAAGCAGAGAACCAACAGACUUAAUCGAGAUGCAAGCAACGUUGCAAUUGUUCGAGAGACUCCGGGCUGAAAUUCCGUGGAAAGAGGAAGAAUUUCCCAAGAUACGAGAACAGUACCAGAUUCUAGAGAAAUAUGAGGUACAAAUGAGUCGAGAGUUCAAGAGGAGAGUCAAGGAGCUCAAGAAGAGUUGGGAUAGUUACGUUGAAUUUUUGUCUAAUUAUGCAACAACGAUUCGAGAGAUUAAGCAUUUAUCGGUAAUAAUAUUUAUAGAUGCUCGCACUUGGUUGGCUGAUUUUCAACAAGAGUUAAACAGAUUGAAACAAGUUGGAAAUGAGCUUAAGAGUAACCUCACUAUUUUUGAGGCGACUUUUGUCGGCUCUGAAGAGCUGGAUAAGAUUGAGAGGGAAUUCACAGCAAUUCAACUUGUUUGGGAACUGACCAACAAAUGGGACGAGUCAUGGGAGCGGUACAAAACGGUUAACUUCUGGACGAUAGAAACCGAUGAAAUGGAAUCAGUCGGAACAAAGUUAUUCAAAAAAUUCACCCGAUUGUCAAAAGAACUUCAGGUCAAAAACUGGCCAAUAAUUGAAUCAACGAGAUCAAGGAUAGACGAAUUCCGUCGGACAUUACCGCUAAUAAUCGAUCUAAAAAACCCUGCAAUGCGUGAGCGACACUGGGACAAAGUGAAAUUAAUCAUUGGACAGGACUUUGACGAGUCGUCCGAGGAAUUUACUCUCUCUUUGAUAAUGAAACUAGGAUUUCAAAAUUAUUCGGAUGAAAUCUCGGAUAUUUCGACCACCGCUUCCAUGGAAUUAAACAUCGAACAAGGCUUAAGAAACAUCGCUGCAGCAUGGUCGACCCUAAAACUGGAAAUGACACUUAACAAAGAAACUGGAAUUUAUCGAUUACAAUCAGUGGACGAGAUCUUGCAGACUUUAGAGGAUCACCAAGUCCAGUUGUCAGCAAUGAAGUCAACGAGGUUCGUCGAGCCCUUCGUAAACGACGUAGACCAAUGGGAAGGGACUUUGUCAAGGAUUGCCGAUUUACUUGAAGUAAUGCUUCUAGUCCAAAAAGACUACAACUACCUGGAUAACAUAUUCCGCGCAGAAGAUAUAAGGAAGCAAAUGCCAAACGAAACAGACAGCUUUGAUGCAUUAACCAUCCAAUUCAAAGAAAUUUACAGUCAAAUGGCUGCAGCCCAGAAUGUCGUUCAAGCUUGUCACGAUUCGAAUACCAUGCUUAGGCAGCUGAAUAAACUCACCGAUGACAUGGACUCGAUUCAGCGAGCACUUGAGAGGUAUUUGGAAACUAAGCGUCAUGUUUUUCCGAGGUUCUACUUUAUUUCCAAUGACGAUCUUCUUGAGAUAUUGGGCAACGCUAAACGCCCAGAUUUUAUUCAGAAGCAUAUCAAGAAACUCUUUGGCAACAUUCAUGCUUUGAAGAUAUCUAAGAUGAUUACUGGGAGACAUCUGGCGGAAGGAAUGAUCUCGGCUGAAGGAGAGUAUGCGGGGUUCCUUCGAGCUGUAGUUAUGGAGGGACCGGUGGAGAAUUGGUUGUGCAAAAUUGAAACGGGGAUGCGAGAGUGUCUGAAAGAGGUUCUAAGAGAGUGUCGUUCGGCGCUGAGAAAAAUCCAGGAUAAGCGGGACAAGUGGGUGAAGGAGUGGCUGAGUCAACCGGGAAUAACGUCCACUCAGAUACAGUGGACAAGCGACUGUACACGAGCACUUGUACAUUGCAAAGCAAUGGAGUCUAGGAAACCACUGAGAAAACUACGAAAACGGCAAAAUCAAGCGCUCGCUAAGUAUUCAGAAGCGAUUCGUAGUGACGUUGAUAAACUGCUGAGGAUCAAGCUCAAAGCGAUCGUCGUUAUUGAAAUUCAUGCGAGAGAUGUCAUUGAAAAAUUAUAUAAAUUACGUUGUAAAGAAGUUACUUCUUUCGAUUGGCUGUCACAACUCCGUUUCUACUGGGAUCGCGGCCUCGAUGACUGUGUAAUCCGGCAAACAAACACCAGCUUCAUCUAUGGAUACGAAUAUCUGGGAACUUCUGAGCGCUUAGUCAUCACUCCGCUGACAGACAGAUGUUACAUAACUUUGACAACAGCACUCAAUCUGUACCGCGGCGGGUGCCCCAAAGGACCAGCUGGUACGGGAAAAACAGAAACAGUUAAGGACCUCGGAAAGGCUUUAGGUCUGAAUGUCAUCGUGCAAAACUGCUCAGAGGGGCUGGAUUAUAAAAGUAUGGGGCGAUUGUUCGCCGGUCUAGCGCAAACUGGUGCUUGGGGUUGCUUCGAUGAGUUCAACAGGAUCAAUAUCGAAGUGCUGUCGGUUGUCGCCCAGCAAAUUCUCUCCAUCUUUACGGCACUUGCUCAGAAGUUAACGAGAUUUAUCUUUGAGGGCAAGGAUAUUUUCCUUGUUCGAACCACCGGAAUUUUCAUCACCAUGAACCCUGGCUACGCCGGAAGGACAGAAUUGCCUGACAAUCUUAAAUCCAUGUUUAGACCAAUCUCCAUGAUGGUUCCCGACAGCGCUAUCAUAGCCGAGAUAAAUCUUUUUGGAGAGGGAUUUGAGGACACGAGAAUUCUAGCCAGAAAGGUAUUCACUUUAUACACACUUGCACAACAGCAGUUGAGUAAGCAGCCUCAUUAUGACUUUGGUUUACGAGGAAUAGUAACGUUGACACGUUAUGCCGGGAAGAAAAGACGCCAAUACAGCCACUUACCAGAUGAAGAGAUAAUCAUCUUAUCGAUGAACGACAUGAACAAGUCAAAAUUAACUUCUGACGAUCUUCCAUUGUUCACCAAUAUCACUACAGAUUUAUUCCCCGAGAUAAAAGUUCCUAAAGUAGAUUAUGACGAAUUUAUCGAGUACAUUACUAAAGAAGCUAUUGGCUUGAAUUUGCAACCGAUUCCGAUGCUCCUGACAAAAGUUAUAGAAUUGUUCGAGACGAAAAAUUCUCGGCACUCGACGAUGAUAGUCGGGGAAUCGAAUACCGGUAAAUCAACGACAUGGAAAAUUCUAAAGAAGACACUGACAUCGAUGAGCCAGGAUGGAAAAAAGGGAUUCAAUAUUGUAAGUGAUUUUCUCAUUAAUCCAAAGGCAUUAAACUUGGGCGAGCUGUACGGGGAGUAUAAUCCUUCAACUAGUGAAUGGUCAGAUGGAGUAAUAUCCUCCAUUAUGCGAACGACCUGUACGGAUAAUAGCCCUGAUGAAAAGUGGAUCAUUUUCGACGGUCCCGUGGAUGCAUUGUGGAUCGAAAAUAUGAACAGCGUGAUGGAUGACAAUAAAAUCCUGACGCUUAUUAAUAAUGAACGCAUAACAAUGACGGAACAAGUGUCGCUGCUGUUCGAGGUCCAGGACUUGGCUGUUGCCUCCCCGGCGACUGUUUCUCGAGCGGGGAUGAUUUAUAAUGACUACAAGGACUUGGGGUGGCGACCCGCCGUUAAUUCUUGGCUUGGGAGCUAUAAAACAAAACAGGAGGAAUUUGUCCAUGAAAUGGAUCUAUUGUUCGAGAAUUAUCUUGACAAAAUAUUGGAGUUCAAACGGACUAAAUGCAAAGAAUUGGUUGCUGUUAAUGAGCUCAAUUCUGUCGAAGGUUUAUGCAAGCUUCUAAGCGCGCUUGCUACUGAGGAAAAUGGACUAAUUUAUGAUGGAGACAAAGAUAAUUUUAGCUUCAUCUGCAAAAUUUGGUUCCUAUUUUGCGUGAUUUGGUCAGUGUGCGCGACGGUUGACGAAGAAGGACGACGUAAAAUGGAUAAUUACAUCAGGGAGAUAGAGAAUAUUUUUCCUCUCAAGGAUACCAUUUACGAGUAUUACGUUGACGUAAGACAACGCGGUUUUACCUCGUGGGAAGAAAAAUUGUCAUUGGCUUGGAGAUAUCCUACUGAAGCACCCUUCCACAAAAUAAUAGUACCAACUGUUGAUACAGUCCGGUAUGACUAUUUACUAAACGCACUACUGACUCACGGAUGCCCAGUGCUGCUAGUAGGAGCAGUGGGGACCGGAAAAACCUCAAUGGCCCAAUCAAUAUUGGAGUCCUUGGACAAAAGCAAGUACAGUGUCCUCACGAUAAAUAUGUCGGGACAAACAAGCGCCAAUAAUAUUCAAGACGCGGUGGAAAGCCGUUUGGAGAAACGAAUGAAGGGUGUUUAUCUCCCCUUCGGUGGUAAAACACUCAUCACGUUUAUGGAUGACUUUAAUAUGCCGAGCAAAGAUACUUAUGGGUCUCAGCCCCCACUUGAAUUGAUACGACAGUGGAUUGACUACAAAUUUUGGUACCAUCGCAAGAAACAAACCCAGAAAUUUAUCGAGAAAAUGCAACUAAUCUGCGCUAUGGGGCCUCCCGGCGGUGGUCGUAGCACUAUUAGUAAUCGAAUAAUUACUAAGUUUAAUGUAAUAAACAUAACUCUGCCCAUACAAAAACAGACCCUGCUAAUCUACAGCACAAUGCUGAAUCAACAGUUGCUUGACUUUAAUCCAGAAGUCAAAGGAAUUGCCAAAGAUAUCACCCUGUCGACUAUCGAAAUCUACAAUAGUGUACUCAAGAUAAUGUUGCCUACUCCAGGAAAAAUGCAUUAUCUGUUCAAUCUUCGAGAUAUAUCAAAGGUAUUCCAAGGACUUUUACGAAGCCACAAAGAUUACCAAUAUUCCCGGUGGACAUUUCUCCGUCUGUGGGUUCACGAGAUUUUCCGAGUGUUCAGCGACCGGCUGAUUGACGACCGAGACCGUGAUUGGCUGAUUUCAAAGGUGAAUGAACAGCUGGGCAAAUACUUUGAGCUGACAUUUAAGGAUCUCUGCCCGGAAAAACGGUCUCCUGUAUUUGGUGCCUUCAUGAACGCCUGGAACAUAUACGAGGACUUGCAGGACAUGGACCCAGUGCGUUGUCACAUUGAAAGACAGAUGGAGGAGUAUAACACCUCACCGGGGGUAGUCAGACUCAACCUGGUUCUUUUUGGCGAAGCUGUCGAGCACAUUUGCCGUAUUGCUCGAGUUAUUUCUCAACCGCGGGGCAACAUGCUGCUUGUUGGAAUUGGUGGUAGUGGAAGGCAAUCUCUGUCGAAAAUAGCCAGUUACAUAACCGAACUGAGGGUCUUUCAAGUGCAAGUAACUAAGCAGUACGGUGUUCCAGAAUUUCGUGAAGAUCUCAAGAGACUUUACUCGAUGACAGGAGUGGACAACAAGCCAACGAGUUUUCUUUUCCACGAUUCUCAAGUCGUCGAAGAGCUGUUCCUUGAAAUCGUCAACAGCAUGCUAGGGACCGGCCAAGUUGGUAACUUGUACAAACCCGACGAAAUUGAAGAGAUUAAAAACUCGCUGAUGAAAGAGGCACUGAAAGAAGGAAUAAUUCCCACUACGGAAUCGAUUCUGCUGUUCAUGAUCGAGCGCGUACGUGCUAAUAUGCACAUUAUGCUCUGUAUGAAUCCAAUCGGGGAAAAGUUUCGGAAUCGUUUGAGGCAAUAUCCGUCGUUGAUAAAUUGCACGACCAUCGACUGGUUUCUUGCUUGGCCUAGAGAAGCACUACUGGAAGUCGGCAACAAGUUCCUCAUGAAUCUCAGCUUCGUUACGACAAUCACUGGGGUGGACAAACCGGAGCCCAGGAGGUCAACAGCAGCAGCACCACCAAUUUAUUCACUCCAAGAACGCAUGGUAGAGGGUGUUACCGCGACCUUUGCUCUAAUUCACGACACCGUGAUACAGUACUCGAGAAGAAUGGUAAUAGAGAUGUCGAGAUACUGCUACGUGACACCGGGAAAUUUUCUUGAGCUGGUUGUUGGCUACAAAAAAAUGCUCGAGAACAGAAGACGAAAAGUUGCCGAGCAAGCGAACAAACUUAACGGCGGUCUCACUAAGAUCAAUGAAACUAAAGACAAGGUAAAUGACAUGGCUGUUGAACUAGAAGUGACACAGAGACAGGUGCUCAAAGCGACCGAGGACUGCGAGGAGUAUCUCCUGACAAUAGUCACCCAGAAACGGAACGCGGAUGACACCCAGAAGAAUGUCACUGCCAGGUCGCUUCGCAUUGAGAAGGAGUCCGAGGAGUGCAAGAAGUUGGAGUCUGUUGCGAGAGCAGAUCUUGAAACUGUCGAGCCUGCUCUGGAUCGAGCUAUGAAGGCACUCGAUACUCUAAAUAAGAAAGAUCUCGCCGAGAUAAAAUCAUUUGCCCGACCACCCCCCGGCGUCGAAAUGGUACUAGAGGCCGUGAUGAUACUGAAAAACUCCGAGCCAAGUUGGGCGGAAUCCAAGCGACAACUGGGCGACGUCAAUUUCUUAUAUUCACUAAAAAACUUUGCAAAGGAUCGUAUCGCAGAUCGUACUUUGCGAGCCAUCAGAAAAUACACCUCAAGCCCAGAAUUCAAUCCCGAUAAAGUAGGCCAAGUAUCAAUCGCCGCAAAAUCACUUUGCAUGUGGGUAAUUGCGAUGGAACAAUACGGCAAACUCUACAGAAUAGUGGCGCCUAAAAGAGAGCGGUUGGAGCUGGCGCUAAAGUCGCUUAGGGAAAAAGAGAAGGCCUACAACGAGGCCGUAAUACAAUUGCAAAAGUUGCGUUCAGAGUUGGAGAGUCUAGAGCAAAUGUACGACGCGAAGAUGAAGGAAAAAGAAGACCUAAUUAGACUGGCUAAUCUGCUGAAGAUAAAGUUGGAACGAGCGGCGAUGCUAGUGGAUGGCCUCUCGGAUGAACAUCUUCGAUGGCAAGAGACAGUAGAGUCCUUAGGGGAGUUUUACGAGCGUCUACCCGGUGAUUGCCUCAUAUCAACUGCUUUCAUAUCUUACUUGGGUCCGUUCCUGUCCAAUUACCGCGAAGAACUCGUCCAGAUUUGGAUUAAAGAGAUUCUGACGAGAGAAAUUCCCUGUACUAGCAAAUUUGAUCUAAAGCAGUUCCUAAGCACUCCGACGACAAUUAGAGAGUGGAAUAUCCAAGGGCUGCCCUCCGAUGAAUUCAGUACCGAGAAUGGGAUCAUUAUAACCCAAAGCACGCGGUGGCCUCUUGUUAUUGAUCCUCAAUGUCAGGCAGUCAAGUGGAUCAAGAAUAUGGAGGCAACUAACAGUUUACGAGUCAUUGACUUUGCCACCCGGGAUUUCAUAAAGGUUUUGGAACAAGCGUUGCAGUUUGGAGAACCUGUGCUACUUCAAAAUAUUGGGGAACAUGUUGAUCCUAUUUUGAAUCCGGUUUUACAUAAAUCAUUUGCUAAAAUAGGUGAUGCAGUGAUGAUUAAAUUCAACGAUAAAAUGAUUAGUUAUAACGACAACUUCCGUCUAUAUAUAACAACGAAACUGGCAAACCCGCAUUAUAGUCCGGAGAUAUCAACCAAAACUGCAUUAUGCAACUUCGCCAUUAAGGAACAAGGUUUAGAAACUCAACUACUCGGUAUUGCGGUGAGAAAGGAGAGACCACAACUCGAAGAGCAGAAAGACAACUUGGUACUCAGCAUCGCCACGGGCAAACGAACUUUGGAAAAAUUAGAGGACAAGAUUUUACAUCUCUUGAGUAUAACUUCGGGCUCUCUGUUGGACGACCUAGACCUCUUGAACACAUUACAGACUUCAAAAAGUACCUCAACUUCUGUCGAAGAGUCGCUAGUUACCUCCCUGGCCACCGAAAAAGAAAUAGACAAAGCAAGAGAAGAGUAUCGCCCGUGCUCUAAACGUGCCACUAUUUUAUUCUUCAUUCUCAAUGAAUUGCACAUGAUAGACCCGAUGUAUCAGUUCUCGCUGGACGCUUACAUAAGCCUCUUCAUCCACUCGAUCGAUAAGUGCCCGAGGAAGCACAAGAUAAGCGAGAGAAUUGAAGCGCUGAAUGAUUUUCACACUUAUGCAGUUUACACGAACACGUGUCGCGGCCUGUUCGAGCGUCAUAAACUAUUAUUUUCAUUUCACAUGUGUAUUAAAAUACUUCAAGCCCAAGGGAAAAUAAAUCCGGUGGAGUAUUAUUUUUUAUUGAAAGGCGGAAUUGUUUUGGACCGAGAAAAUCAGCCCGAAAAACCAGUCACCUGGUUGUCUAGCGAAAAUUGGGAUAAUGUUACUGAGCUUGAUAAAUUUCCUGGACUUCAUGGGAUUGCUUCUUCGUUUGAAGAAAGAGCGCGUGAUUGGUACAAUUGGUACAUAACUACAGAACCAGAAUCAAUAUACCUGCCAGGAGGAUGGGAAGAGUCGCUGACAGAGUUUCAGAAAAUAUUGAUAAUCAGAAGCUGCAGAACCGAUCGCGUAAUAUUCAGCGUAACAAAGUUUAUAAUAAAUAAUUUAGGAUCGCGAUUCGUGGAGCCGCCAGUUCUGGAUAUCAAGGGAGUGCUGGAUGACUCGACAGCACAGUCACCCCUAAUAUUCAUCCUGUCUCCAGGCGUUGAUCCGACCGCGGCGCUGAUGCAAUUAGCCGAGAGUCAAGGAAUGGCACAGAGAUUUAUGACACUGUCACUUGGACAGGGACAAGCACCUAUUGCGACAAAUAUGAUUGAAGCUGGGUCGCAAGACGGGUCAUGGAUAUUUUUAGCAAACUGUCAUCUGUCACUUAGCUGGAUGCCGACGUUAGAUAAAAUUGUCGAGUCAUUAAUAAAUAAUGGACAUUUACAUCCUGACUUCAGACUAUGGCUGAGUUCAAGUCCGACUUCGGAGUUUCCUAUAUCAAUCCUUCAAGCGGGAGUUAAAAUGACUACAGAACCGCCUAGGGGUCUGAAAGCCAACAUGAAACGACUCUAUGGUUUAAUUACAACAACUCAAUUUGACGUUUGUCAGGCGAAAACUAAAUACAAGAAACUAUUAUUUGCGCUAGUAUUUUUCCAUUCUAUAUUACUCGAGCGCAAAAAAUUCCAACAACUUGGAUGGAACGUUAUUUACAGUUUCAACGACUCGGACUUCAAAGUGUCUGAUAAUAUCUUGCAAGUCUACUUGGAUGAUUAUCAAGAAGAAACUCCCUGGGACGCAUUAAAGUACCUGAUAGCUGGAGUGUGUUACGGCGGACACGUGACUGAUGACUGGGAUCGACGUUUGCUGAUGACCUACGUUGAUCAGUAUUUAAAUCCGGAAAUAUUUACAAAGAGUUCCUACCGGCUGUCAACAUCACCGAGCUACUACGUCCCACGUGAUGGAUCACUCGAGUCUUAUUGUGACUUUAUAACGAUGCUGCCUAGCACCGACAGCCCAGAAGUAUUUGGUCAGCAUAUAAAUGCAGAGAUAACGUCACUUAUCAUUGAGACACGUUCAAUGCUUGAAACUUUGAUGAGUCUGCAGAUUAAAGUGUCAACCAAUGAAAUUACAACCAGCAACAGCAGCAGUUACUCCAAAGAGGACAAAGUGAUGCAGCUAGCAGGUGACAUAGAGGCGAUGCUGCCUCAGAAUAUCGACUGGGAGACAGCUGAGAAACUAAUUGGAUCAACAAAUAAGACACCACUUAGUGUUGUAUUGCUUCAGGAAAUAGCGAGGUACAAUAUCCUACUUGAAUUGACGCGAGACAGUGUAAGAGAUUUACAAGCUGGGAUCAAAGGACUGAUAGUUAUGUCAGACGAGCUGGAAGAAAUAUUCAUGUGUGUAUACGAGGGUCGUGUUCCGUCAACCUGGCUGACAGCUUAUCCGUCCUUAAAACCCCUAGGCUCAUGGACCCGAGAUCUCAUCAGCCGUGUUCAACACUUGGCUAAGUGGGCGGAAACCACUCGUACGCCUUUACUCUUCUGGCUUGCCGCUUACACAUUUCCUACCGCUUUUCUUACUGCGGUGCUUCAAACUUCCGCGAGACUUCUCGGUUUAUCUAUUGAUUCACUCACUUGGGAGUUUAAUGUUAUCAAUACCGAGGACCCUAUUACGGAACCACCUGAGGACGGUGUUUACGUGAGGUCUAUUUAUCUAGAAGGUGCGGGCUGGAAUUGUAAAGCUGGAACACUGGUGGAACCGGCGCCGCUCCAGCUGAUCUGUGACAUGCCUGUCAUUCACUUCCGACCCAUUGAGUCGACGAGGAAAAAACCUAAGGACGUUUACAAUUGUCCUUGCUACUAUUAUCCUCUGAGAUCUGGGACGCAAUCUCAUUCAGCGUUUGUAGUCGCUGUGGAUUUGAAGACUGGACAGGAAAAUCCUGAUUUUUGGGUCAAGAGAGCCACAGCUUUAUUGCUAAGUCUUGCUGAUUAAAGCGGACUUAUUUAUUGUUAUUUUAAUACAGUUACUUUUGUCAAGUACUGAAGUAAAAUUAUUU